Molecule: messenger RNA, 2440 nt
Organism: Glossina fuscipes
Lineage: Eukaryota; Metazoa; Arthropoda; Insecta; Diptera; Glossinidae
Product: carnitine O-acetyltransferase-like
Exons: 7
Coding region: 354-2369 (671 amino acids)
Biological process (GO): carnitine metabolic process, CoA-linked
Cellular component (GO): peroxisome
Molecular function (GO): carnitine O-acetyltransferase activity
Source: RefSeq, a predicted model, not a curated record
UUGUUUUCCAUUUACUUACGCGAAGAGUAAUAUAUCUGAACGAAUCGACGAGAGUAUCUUGAUUUUGUUUGUACAUAAUUGUUGUAUGUAUACAACCGUUUUGAUCUUUGUAUCUUUAAUAUAAAUUGCGCUGCGUUAUUGUUGCUGUUUCGAUUCAAUCAACCAAUUUAUAAUACAUAUGAACUUUGAAUACGUGGAUGUUUUUUAAUGCAAGUUUAUGUUAAAAUUUGAAUAUCGUCUUAGGAUACUUAAGUGCAGUUUUUAGUUAUUCUCUAAACAAUCAAAUUCAUUUUUCAAAGUUUUCAUAUUGUUCAUAUGAAAACGACCAGUGCCGUAAAUCCAGCCGCGCUAUUAUGUUUAAAAGUGAAAGGCCAUCGAAUCAAAAUCUAAAUCAGUCGGAACUAUUAUUUGCUACUGAGGACAAUAUGCAAUUACUUUCAAAUCAUAUGCUAAGCAAACUGUUGACUCGAAAUGUUUGCUCGAGAAUUUCGAACAAUUUGUGUGCUGCCACGGUCAUAAGAAGAGAUUUUAGCAGUCCUAAAUCGGAAAAAAGGCAAAAACUUUUAAGAUAUCCCGCUUUAAAGUUAGAUAAGACAAUUGAAAAAUUUCUUAAAACCUGCGAACCUUUGCUCACUCCCGAAGAAAUGGAAAAAACAAAAUGCGUCGCUGAAAAAUUUGUUUCUGAAGACGGUAAGAAAUUACAAACGCUUCUUGAAAAGGCAGCGCAUAAGGAAGAAAAUUGGUUAUCUAAUCGGUGGCUUAAAGCGGCUUAUAUGCAAUAUCGCGACCCUGUUUCUGUAUGGAGCAGUCCGGGUAUGACAUUCCCCAUGAAAUUUUUCAUUAAUGAUGACGAAUGGCUUAGAUAUGCCGCGAAAACAAUUAUGGGCAUGAUUAAGUAUAAGAGAAAGGUAGACUGUGGUGAAAUUCUGGUGGUGAAAAUGGGUAAACACGAGUUGGAUAAUUCUCAAUUCAAAUUAGUUUAUGGUACAUGUCGCAUACCUCAUCCCCAGGAAGAUAAAAUGGAUUACAAUCCGGAUUCAAACUACGUUGUAAUUAUUCAUAAAAAUCACUUUUAUAAAUUGCCAGUUUAUGACAAAAGUGGAGAAAUUUUAAAUGCCGACGUUUUAGAGGGACAAUUAAUAAGAAUUACGUCAUCGCAAACGGAACGUGGUAUUCCAUACGGCGUUCUUACCACCAACAAACGCGACGAUUGGGCCGAUGCGUACGCAGAGCUUCUAAAAUCAGCAAAAAAUGCUGAAACCAUAAGAACUAUACAGAAAUCGUUAUUUACCGUAUCGUUGGAUGCCUGUGUGGUGGCAUUUAAAAAUACAAUUUUAGCUGACCGAGCUCUGCAAUUAAUACAUGGCGGCAAUGUAUGCCGCAAUGGUGGCAACCGUUGGAUGGAUAAAACGAUACAAUUAAUUGUUAAUCCUAAUGGUAUGAGUGGAUUUUGCUACGAACAUUCCCCAGCAGAAGGACAGCCAGUUGCGCUAAUAGCUGAUUACUUGAGCAAGAUUGUUUCUAAAGAAGAUGAAUUUAAAACUGGCAGUUCAAAAGACUUUGAACGCUACACGAAGUUGGAAUUCGAUACACCAACCGAUUGUACUAUGGCUCAAAUUGAUGAAGCUUCAUCUAAUCUAAACGGACUUGUGAAUAAUUUCCAAUUGCAUGUAAUACAAUUUAAAGACUAUGGCAAGGGUUUACUAAAACAGCACAAAUUAAGUCCUGAUAGUUUUAUACAAAUGGCCUUGCAAUACGCUUUCUACAGGCUUCAUAAAACGCCCGCCGCUCAAUAUGAAACUGCCCAUUUGCGAAUUUUCUAUGGUGGUAGAACAGAAACGAUACGUUCGUGCUCUAAUGAGUCGGUGGCUUUUGCUAAGGCAAUGCUUGAUGAAAAGAUGGAUGACAAGCAACGUGCGGAGCUCUUGCGAAAAGCUGUUGACGGUCAUCGUAAAUAUACCAGCAUGGCCUUAAUGGGUGAAGGCAUUGAUCGUCAUUUGCUGGGCUUAAAAUUGAUGGCCUUUGAAAAUAAACUACCGACACCGGAGUUUUACAACUCACCCGGCUAUAUCAAGAGCAUGCACUAUCGUGUUAGCACUUCUCAAGUUGCUUCCAAAGACGAUGCGUACAUGUGCUAUGGACCCAUGUUUGACGAUGGUUACUCAUGUUGUUAUAAUCCGCGUGAAGAUGACAUUUUCUUUGGUGUUGGAGCCUGGCAUUCAAAUAAGGAAACUUGCGCCGUUCGCUUUUCAAAGUCCAUAGAAGAAGCUUUACUGCAUAUGAAAAAAAUUUUGGGACCGCCACCUACAUCUGAUGCCGAUAAAAAAGGAUCGGCUGAUGCCGACAAGAAACCGAAAAGCAAAUUGUAAAUUGACUGAAAUUAUGAAAAAAAUUUAAUAUAGUAGAAGUGGAGACAAAUGCAAAAUGUUCAAUAUACAAA